Molecule: messenger RNA, 3345 nt
Organism: Pseudonaja textilis
Lineage: Eukaryota; Metazoa; Chordata; Lepidosauria; Squamata; Elapidae
Gene: SLC25A46
Product: solute carrier family 25 member 46
Biological process (GO): axon development; mitochondrial fission; mitochondrial membrane fission
Cellular component (GO): mitochondrial outer membrane
Source: RefSeq, a predicted model, not a curated record
CGAAGCCUACGUUCCUAGCCAGGCGAAAUCAUACCGCUCGGCAAGCUAACGGGGUUUGCUUCCGGUUGACACCCGGAAGUGAAGCUUAGAGAGUGGGAGCCGCAGCACUUCGUUCUUCCCGGUCUUGUCUCUUUGCUGGUUUUCCCCGAUCCUGCUUGCUUUCACUGCCCAAUGCAUCCGCGGCGCCCCGAGGGCUUCGACGGCCUGGGCUAUCGGAGCGCCCGAGAGGAGCCCGGAGGCUUCGCGGCCAAGCCGGAUCUAGGCCACUGGGUCACUACCCCGCCUGACAUUCCUGGCAGCCGCAACCUCCAUUGGGGUGAAAAGACGCCGCAGUUCGCCGCAGGCACACCUUUGGUGGCGGCUGGGCUCAACGAGGACCCGUACCUAGGAGGUGCUGGCACCAACUCCGAGCAAAUAAAUCGGUUUGCAGGCUUUGGGAUUGGCUUGGCAAGUUUAUUCACAGAAAAUGUGCUGGCUCAUCCUUGCAUUGUUUUGCGUCGGCAAUGCCAGGUUAAUUAUCAUGCCAAGAAUUAUCACCUUACUCCUUUUACAAUCAUCAACAUUAUGUAUAGCAUCAAUAAAACCCAGGGCCCCAGAGCUCUUUGGAAAGGAAUGGGGAGUACUUUCAUUGUCCAGGGUAUAGCCCUUGGAGCAGAAGGCAUCAUCAGUGAAUUCACACCCUUGCCAAGAGAAAUUUCAUACAAAUGGAAUCCCAGGCAAAUAGGAGGACAUCUGACCCUAAAAGCGUUGACUUGUAUCAUAGCAAUGCCUUUUUAUUCAGCAAGUUUGAUUGAAACUGUGCAAAGUGAAAUCAUUCGGGAUAAUCCUGGAAUUUUGGAUUGCCUGAAAGAGGGCAUAGGCAGAGCAAUGGGCUUUGGAGUUCCCCAUAGCAAGCGACUACUCCCUCUAUUGGCAUUGACCUUCCCAACAGUUCUGCAUGGAGUUCUUCAUUACAUAAUCAGCUCGGCAGUACAGAAACUGGUCCUCUUCUUCCUAAAGAAAGAGAAUUCUUCAAGCUUCCCAGCUGAGAACUCUAAUUCUGUACAAAACAUGUUGGAUGCUUAUUUUCCUGAACUUAUUGCAAGCUUUGCUGCCAGUCUUUGUGCAGAUGUUAUGCUUUAUCCACUGGAGACAGUUUUGCAUCGCCUUCAUAUUCAAGGGACACGCACCAUCAUUGACAAUACAGACCUUGGAUAUGAAGUUCUCCCCAUCAAUACACAGUAUGAAGGGAUGAGAGACUGUAUAAAUAGUAUAAAACGUGAAGAAGGAAUGUUGGGGUUUUACAAAGGGUUUGGGGCUGUAAUUGUACAGUACACACUGCACGUAGCUGUAUUACAGCUUACAAAAGUUAUUUAUUCUACACUGCUUCAGAACAUUUCUUAAUAACUUAGUGAACAUGGCCAUUUAGUUGGCUACAUUUUCAGAAAAUAAGUACAAGUAGUGAAAUCUGAAAGAUUAAAUAUAUAGUAAUGGUUCCUUUCAUAAAUAAAAACAAAGGCAAACAUUUCCUUUACACAGGCUGUGGUAAUAGGAAAUUGAAAUGCGUAGAUCAACACAAGGCUUUUAAAAUAUUGAAAUGUAAAUAAAAUAUUAGAAGGCAUUUUAUAAAUCUCUGCAAAGUAUGAUUUUUCAGAAUGAUGAUAGAUAGUAGGUACAAUUCCUGCUGGCAAUUUCUGCUGCAUAACUGUUAGAAAUAAACAAUAGCUACAUAGAAAUAAAGCUGUGUUCUAUUUAAAGCCUUGUCUCUUAGAGACACAUGUACUAAAGAUUGUUAAGAUAAAAUUAAUUUGGCAGUCUUGGAAUAAACUGCGAAAACUAUGUACUUUGUCAGUUUUGUUGAAGGACUUUUCACGUAAUUGCUGUAAACAAUUUUGCUAAUAUCAAUAAUCCAAAAUGUAAACAGCAUUUUUACACACUGUAUUCUUGUUUUACAGUGUACUUCCCCCUCCCCAUAUUGUGUUGAUUAAACAGUAUGUGGUACCACCCCCCAAAAAAAAUCAAAACUGAAAAUUAUUCCAUUACUUGCGUAAAAGAAAACUGGUUGAAAUUUUUCUACUUAAUUGCUGACAAGAAUUUUGCUAUAGUUGACACUACUGGAAUUGUUCAUACAAUAUUGGAAUUCUGCCUCAUCACAAUAUGAGUUCUCAGAAGAAUAUCAUAAGUGGAUGUUAGUUUAGCUUUCUAGUCUCCCUGGCUUAAGACAACAUCAAAAUAUUUUCCAGUGAAGGUUACUUGAGUUCAAUUGAAGUAAAUACAUUCCAAAUAAAUAUAAGUCAUAUAUAACAAGGAAUUUUUUGUUGAUAACUCUCUCAGCACAAUAUCAUAGCUUUUAAUUAAAGCCAUUAUUAAUUUGAAAUAUUUUAAGCUUGAAGCCCAGUGGUUUAAACUCAGAACAGUGCUGUUUUAAACUAAAAACAGAGAUGUUUCAAACUCAAAACACUUCAAAAAUGAUCAGAAUGACUUGCUUUCCACUUGACAGUUGCUUUACAGUAAAAUAGCUUCAAUUCAAAUGGAUUGAAUUGGAAAUUAUUGCAAUCUCUGUUUUCAAAUUUUAGUUAAAGUAAAAGAGAGGUUGUUUUCAUUACUGCUGAUACUAUUUCAAGAAUUGAAUUGAAAUUUAUCUAAGAAAUCUGGCUGAAUUUGAUGAUCUUUAUAUUUCCCAACCAGAGAUAUAUUGUAAUUUUAGCUAUUUAAAUCCUUGCUUUUUUUCCCCUGAAAUAGUAGAGCAGAAUUUUUGUCCUUUCAGUAUAUUAUGCAACUCUGGACUGCAGUCCAUAGUAGGUUCCCUUUUAAAAUGACAUAAUUUUAUUUCAAAAACCUAAUACAUUAAAUGUCUAUAUGCUUCUGGGUCCAAACUUGAUCUAAUGGAAGGUGUAGAAAGAUGUAUUUAACAAUGCAUAAGUCCUUUGAAAAAGUUAUUUCUAGCAAUCACUGUAUGGUAAAAGACAAGCUGUGUCUAUGAAUCUAAAGACAAUAUUUCAGUUAAAAAUGUAUGUACAAAAUUCAAAUUUAUGGGAUACACCUGCUAAAUGCACUUAAGAAUUAUGAAGCACAUCAAAUUACUUUUGAAAAGAAAUUGAAAUGGAACAAGUUAAUCUUACUAAUUUUUGUACUUAUCAAAGAAUUGAUAUGAGAAUUUAAGACAUCUUGUAUUCAGACUGUUCUGCCAAAAGAAAUGUUCCAAACAAAGUAAUUAAGAGGGUAAUAGUAACACAUUUCAGCUUUUCAAUGUAUCUCAUAGAUGUACUGUAAUUUUUUCAAAUGCUUCUGGUAAGUUGAAUGCUAGUGUCCUAAAGGAAUUGUACACUUUGUAAGCUCUAAUAAAUAUAAAAUUGCUGUGAUGAA